Molecule: messenger RNA, 1307 nt
Organism: Pseudoliparis swirei
Lineage: Eukaryota; Metazoa; Chordata; Actinopteri; Perciformes; Liparidae
Gene: ssna1
Product: Sjogren syndrome nuclear autoantigen 1
Exons: 3
Coding region: 736-1080 (114 amino acids)
Cellular component (GO): centrosome; ciliary basal body
Source: RefSeq, a predicted model, not a curated record
UACUCAAAUACAAUUUACAGGCAAUAUACUUUUUACUCUAUUAAUUUGAUGACAUUAGGGAGUAAUUACUUUCCAGAUUCAGAUGCAAAAUACAUAGAACCAAUCAAUGGUGUACACUCAGUGGUAUGUUUAUUUCUAUAACAGCCAUACAAAGCAGUCUUGCAUUAAAUCCUGCCUGUGUGACGGUCAUAAUAAUCAGUCUAUUAAGUCAUUACAAUAGUCGCACCAGCUGCAGCAUGACAGUCAUGUAUAAAUAUAAUAUAUCAAUAUUUAUAAUUCAAUAAUAUAUAAUAUUUAAGUGUGUUGUACUAAAGUCAAAUUAAUCGCGUAACUUUAACAUAUCCACACUAUUGUGGUAUUGUUAUUUUUACGUCACUAAAAGAUCAAUAGAACUGUGGGAAAAAACAUGUGCAUCCCCUUGCCUUGUCAUUCCACCAGUGGCCUGAAGAGGGCGCCAGCGAGGCACAUUGGUUCUGCGGCCACGAAAGAUAGAAAACGAAGAAGCGCCCUCACUGGUCCAUAAUACGUUUUGAUUAACCCGCCCUGUACGCGCGCUUGACGUCAGUUCAACACACUUAUGUGGAAAUACAUUUGCAUAUACGGGUCUCAGCCACGGCGCACUUAGCUUCGUGAGGCGGAGGGAGAGCGAGAGACGACCGCAAGAGUUGAACAAGUGGCGUUGUUAUCUGGGUUAGGGAGCUCGUUAGCUUACGCGGUGUGUAGCCGCAGUCCAACAUGACCCAGCAAGCUGCUGCUCUGCAGAACUACAACAAUGAACUCGUCAAGUGUAUGGAGGACCUGUGCUCCAAGCGGGAGGAGCUGAACCGUCAGAUCAAGCAGGAGGAGGAGGAGAAGGAGCGGCUGCAGCACGACAUCGGCAUCCUCUCGGAGAAGCUGAAGCGAGUCGACGAGAGCCUGGCCCAGAGGCGCAGCGCCCGCACCAGCUUCGACCGCACCAUCACCGAGACCGAGGCCGCCUACACCAAGAUCUUGGAGAGCUCCCAGUCUCUUCUGAGCGUCCUGAAGCUGGAGGCGGGAAACCUCAGUAAAGCCACGGAGCCCCGGAGGAAGGAUCACUGACGGCAACCAAAGGUCACUGAUGGCAACCAAAGGUCACUGAUGGCAACCAAAGGUCACUGAUGGCAACUAAAGGUCACUGAUGGCAACUAAAGGUCACUGAUGGCAACCAGAGGUCACUGAAGGCAACCAGAGGUCACUGAAGGCAACCAGAGGUCACUGAUGGCAACCAGAGGUCACUGAUGGCAACCAGAGGUCACUGAUGGCAACCAGAGGUCACUGAUGGCAAC